Messenger RNA from Pogona vitticeps (central bearded dragon), 1674 nucleotides. The record is from RefSeq and is a predicted model, not a curated record. Lineage: Eukaryota; Metazoa; Chordata; Lepidosauria; Squamata; Agamidae.
UGGCUCCUGGGGGCUGACAGCCUGAAAAAGGGGACCCCCAGCCCGUUCGAGCGACACAGACCGGCUGAGGUGCAGCAGGUUUUACACGCAUUUUGCAAACUUUUCUUUCUGAACCAGAAAGGAGAAAAGAGCAGCAAAGAAGACCACCAGGCAUGGCAUCUGAGGAAUGUUCUCUCAUCACGCAGGGAGACAAGCUUUACAGUGGGAGGCUGGUGGGGGCUAUCGACCCCAUCUUGGAGCAGCUGAACUCUUCCAUUGAGAUCGAUCAGCGCCUGACGGAGGUGGACAUCCAAGCAAGCAUUGCCUAUGCCAAGGCUCUGGAGAAGGCUGGGAUCCUGUCCAAAGCGGAACUGGAGAAGAUCCUGAGUGGACUGGAGAAGAUUGCCGAGGAGAGUUCGAAGGGCGAGCUGGUGAUCACCAAGACCGACGAGGACAUCCACACUGCCAUUGAACGCAGACUCAAGGAACUAAUUGGUGAUCUGGCUGGGAAGCUUCACACUGGAAGAAGCAGAAAUGACCAGGUGGUGACCGACCUCAGGCUGCUGCUCAAGAGCGCCAUCACGCUGGUGUCCACUCACCUGCAGCAGCUCAUCCGGACUCUGGUGGAGCGCGCUUCCACUGAAAUUGAGGUGAUUCUUCCUGGUUACACCCACCUCCAGCGGGCUCAGCCCAUCAGAUGGAGCCACCUCUUGCUUAGCCACGCUGUGGCCUUGACCAGGGACCUGGAGCGCCUCUCUGAGGUGAAAAAAAGAGUAAGCGUCCUGCCACUGGGAAGUGGAGCCCUGGCGGGCAAUGCCCUUGGCCUGGACCGGGAACUUCUCCGCAAAGAACUGGAUUUUCUUACCAUCAGCCUCAACAGCAUCGAUGCCGUCACCGACCGUGACUUUGUGGUGGAAUUUCUCUCUACUGCUUCCCUCAUCAUGAUCCACCUGAGCAAAUUAGCUGAAGACCUCAUCAUUUUCUCGACAAAAGAGUUUGGAUUCAUUACCCUCUCCGAUUCUUUCUGCACUGGGAGCAGCCUGAUGCCUCAGAAGAAGAACCCGGACAGCCUGGAGCUGAUCCGCAGCAAGACCGGCAGCGUGAUUGGCAAGACUACUGGACUCCUGGUGGUUCUGAAAGGACUUCCCAGUGCCUACAACAAAGAUCUGCAGGAAGAUAAGGAGGCUGUGCUGGAUGUGAUUGACACCCUCAGUGCUGUGCUUCAGGUAGCCAACGGAGUAGUCUCCACUCUUCAGAUCAACAAGGAGGCCAUGGAGAAGGCCUUGACCCCAGAGCUGCUGGCUACAGACCUUGCCCUCCUCUUGGUCCGCAAGGGGAUGCCAUUCAGACAAGCCCAUUCUACAGUCGGGAAGGCGGUCCUCCUCGCCGAGACCAAAGGAAUAGCUCUGAACCAGCUUACUGCGGAGCUUUUGAAAACCAUCAGCCCCAUGCUGGGAAGCGACGUGGCUCAGAUCUUCAACGUCCAGAGCAGCGUGGAGCAAUACACCUCCCCGGGAGGGACCGCCAAGAGCAGCGUGACAGCUCAGAUCGAGCAACUGAAGGAGCUGCUGAAGAAGCAGAAGGAAUAAGUUUUGAGUGUGGGGGAAAAAACGAUCCCGUUACGGCGGGUUCCUGCUUGUUACAUUUAACCCCGAGUUAAUAAAGACAUUGGUGUAUUGGAUUUCACUGAGAAAA